This is a messenger RNA of Phaeodactylum tricornutum CCAP 1055/1, 756 nucleotides long. RefSeq names its product proteasome subunit alpha. NCBI's taxonomy places the organism in Eukaryota, Bacillariophyta, Bacillariophyceae, Surirellales, Neidiaceae. Gene Ontology annotation, biological process: proteasome-mediated ubiquitin-dependent protein catabolic process. The record is from RefSeq and is a predicted model, not a curated record. The transcript is spliced from 2 exons. The coding region runs from base 1 to 738 and encodes 245 amino acids. Gene Ontology annotation, cellular component: nucleus; proteasome core complex, alpha-subunit complex; proteasome core complex.
AUGUACUUGACUCGCUCUGAAUACGAUCGUGGUGUCAACACGUUUUCACCAGAAGGACGUCUGUUUCAGGUCGAAUACGCGAUCGAAGCGAUCAAGCUUGGCUCCACUGCAGUCGGACUCCAAACCAAGGAUGGCUGUAUCCUAGCCGUAGAAAAGCGUCUCAGCAGUCCACUGCUGGAUCCAUCCUCGGUGGAAAAGAUUGCCGAAGUCGAUUCCCACAUUGGUGCCGCCAUGUCGGGUCUCGUCGCCGACGCCCGGACGCUCGUCGAUCACGCCCGUGUUGAAGCACAGAACCACACCUUUACCUAUGACGAACCGAUUGGCGUAGAAGCCUUGACCCAAGCUGUUUGCGAUCUCGCCUUGUCCUUUGGGGAAGGGAGCGAUGGGGAUUCCAAGAAGCGCAUGAGUCGUCCUUUUGGAGUAGCGCUGCUGUUGGCCGGCUACGACGAACUGGAUGGCUGUCAGCUUUUCUUUAGUGAUCCAUCUGGAACCUUUGUACGAUACAAGGCCAAGGCUAUCGGCGCCGGUUCCGAAGGUGCGCAGUCGAAUCUGGAAGAGUCAUACUCGGAAACAAUGACUUUAAACGAAGCCGAAGAGCUAGCUUUGAGUACUCUCAAGCAAGUCAUGGAGGAAAAAAUCUCUAUCGAAAAUAUUGAGCUCGCCCGAGUUACCCCGGAGAAGGGUUUUCAUAUUGCGACUCCCGAGGAAGUCGCCGUGGCCUUGGAACGCUUAAAGUAAAAAAAAGUGGGAUUGUUG